CUAGCAUUGAAGAAGCACAAUAGGUUGUGAAUAGCUCUCAGAAGAAAGUCGAGGAAAAAUGAUGCAUCUUCUUCCAAGGUAUUUCCCUUACGCAAUCUGCAUGCAAAGAACUUUUUCCAUCUUUCAUGGACUCUAAUUGUACAAAGCCCAACGCCAGGUGGCAACACAUCAAAGUAGCUGCAGUAACGUGGAUACCAUGGAUUAAAAUGAUUGAAAGAGGUAAAUGUAUAGAUGUCAGAGGACCGAUGGCUGAAAUUAUUCACAGCUUAUCCACAGCUUUAAACUUUAGUUUCACCGUGUUAUCUCCUGUGGACAAAGCGUUUGGUUCAAAGCGAAAAAAAGGCGAUUGGACUGGAAUGAUUGGAAUGUUGAUUAGAAAAGAAGUUGAUUUUGUAUUGACUCCAGUUUCGGCAACGCAAAGCAGGUUUGAAAUAGCCGACUUCACCAAUCCAAUUAUGACUGGACCUAUGCAUAUAUUAACCAGUAAUCCAGUUGAACGUUCUGACCUAUUUAGUUUUUUCAAAGCUUUUCAAGUCGAAGUAUGGCUCUUUUUGGGACUGAGCAUUCUGCUUGUGUCUGGAAUUUCAUUUGUUCUCCAACUCAUGCUUCCAGAAUCAGAAAUACGUCACCAAUGUAUGAUUUACAGAUUUUUUCAACAUUUUUGGACAUACUUCACCUGCUUUCUAAUUCAAGGUCUGCCACGUUUGCCAGUGAGAUCAUCUUUAAGAUUGUUAGUAGGAAUCUGGUGGUUGAUCUGUCUGGUAGUUAUGUGUAGCUUCAGUGGGAAGUUGGUCUCCAUGUUUACCAGUAACAGAGCCAUGAAUAAGAUCGACACUUUGCAGGACCUACUUCAACAUCCUAAUAUCACCAUUGUGCUUGAAGAUAACAGUAGUUUUACUGCCACCAUAAAAAAAGCGGAAAAGGGGAUUUACAAACGUCUGUGGAAAGCAGUUGAAAACAACCCACACACUACUUAUUCGUUCAACGAAAUUACUUCUGAGAACAUGCUAGAAAACAUUGCAGAAGGAACACACGCCACACUACUUCAAAUGGUUACCCUCAAGACGGAGCUCUCUCGGAGGUAUACUGAAAAGGGCUUCUGUGGUUUUUAUGUCGGGAAGGAAGAGAUUUUCCCGAAAACAUCCAUCAUUGCAAUGGGAAAACACUUGCCUUCCUGCUUCCAACAAAAACUCAAACGAAUGAUUGAUGGAGCAGUGGAAAAUUAUCUUUUCGGCAAGUGGAUCGACAUGUUGACAGUAAAUUAUACCCGUUGUGUGGUUACACAGCCAUCUGGUGUUCGUCAGCGUACUCUCUUCGAUCUUCGAGGAGUAUUUUCAUGCUUUGCCAUUGGAAUUAUGACUUCGCUUUUGGUCUUUCUUUUCGAAAAAUGUUUCCCAACUUUUCUAAAUCUUUGAAAUAAAUUUUGCAACAAAACGUUCAAGUCAUUACUUAAACUUUUCACCGUUUUAUUAUUUUGAACUUUUCAAGUAUUUAAUGUUGAUGUUAUUUAUGUAUUCAUUAAGGAGCUAAUUGUUUGUAUUUGUAGUUUUUGUCCUUUAACUUUCUAUACAAUUGUAAGGUAUCUAGUUAUGAGAAAAAUCACCUAAUACCACGAGUAUUAUUUCACUUUUCAUUUUCAAUAAAUGUAGACGUUUAAGACUUAACAUGUUUACACGCUUUGAGAUAUUUAUAGUUUUCAACUGAUUUGAUAAAUAGUAGAGACACUAAGCUAAGUUAGAUUGAUAUAUUGAUGACUGUUUAGAGAAAAGAAUGGCGUUUCCAAAACUAGUUGGAUUCUUAAAAAAACACACAGAAAAAAAACCAGUUCAUUUUAUGUAAAUUUCGUUAGUGGAAUGUAUUAAGAUUAUUUAAAACUUCAAUGUUGCCUUCGAAUUUGUUAGCGUUACACUUUCUUUGCUUAGUUAAAUCAACUGAUUCGGAGAGCAAGCCUUGGCUUAUUCAGUUAAAUGAAUAAUGGUUGUUAUGGUCAGACUUCUUCAAUAGACAAUUUUAAAUUCCAUUUGUUACUAAACAUAACUAUUUCUCUUCUUUUUUGUAUUUUCUUUCAACCACAAAUACUUCUUUCCCUAAUUACGCUCAAAAUUAUAUCUCGUUUGUCAAUUCAACUUUAACCGUCCCAUUGAUUGAAAAUAUUAAUUAAACCGCAAAAUAUUUUUCAACGAAACAACUUUAAUGUCUGCCCAUUUCAUUAGAACUCUAAACUAGAAUUGGAUUCCCGGGAUUCAGUGUAACAUGGACCCCGUAAUAAGCCUGAAGGUACAAUUUGUCGAGGAUUAUGGUCUACAGUUGGUUCACAGUCGUCUCAAGCAGAUUGCAGUGACAUAUGAAUGUUCUGGUCCAUUACAAAGAUUAAAUCAGAUCGGGUCGGAAUAUGGUGAUUUUGCUGGUCUAGGAAUAUGAAUGAAGUCAUGCUCUUCGAUUCCAUUUCAGACAAUACGAGAGGAUGGAUUGUCCUGAAAGAGCCUUUGUCCAACAAAGUGGAAGCUUAACAUUUUGGCCUGGACAUGAUUGGAUUUUGUUAGUUCACCUGAACGACACCUCAUGCACACAAUAAAUUAAAAACGGCCAGGU
Messenger RNA from Limulus polyphemus (Atlantic horseshoe crab), 2592 nucleotides. Its product is annotated as glutamate receptor ionotropic, kainate 1-like. Bases 126 to 1415 code for a protein of 429 amino acids. Gene Ontology annotation, cellular component: membrane. The transcript is spliced from 9 exons. NCBI's taxonomy places the organism in Eukaryota, Metazoa, Arthropoda, Merostomata, Xiphosura, Limulidae. The record is from RefSeq and is a predicted model, not a curated record. Gene Ontology annotation, molecular function: glutamate-gated receptor activity.